This is a messenger RNA of Setaria italica (foxtail millet), 1452 nucleotides long. RefSeq names its product L10-interacting MYB domain-containing protein-like. The record is from RefSeq and is a predicted model, not a curated record. The transcript is spliced from 3 exons. Lineage: Eukaryota; Viridiplantae; Streptophyta; Magnoliopsida; Poales; Poaceae. The coding region runs from base 1 to 1452 and encodes 483 amino acids.
AUGGAUGAGGAUGGAGGUGCCAGUUUGGGCGGCGCGGCGAGGGAGGCGCCCGCCUGUCUUGGUGGCGCGACGAGGGAGCCCCCCGUCGGUCUAGGCGGCACGGCGAGGGAAGGGCCCGCCGGUCUGGGCGCAGCGCCGAGUGCGGCCCCCACCGGUCUGGGCGCAGCGCCGAGGGAAGGGCCCGCCGGUCUGGGCGGCGCGCCGAGGGGCGGCCCCGCCGUUCUGGGCGGCGCGACCGGCGCGACGAGGGAGGCACCCGCCAGUCUGGGCGGCGCGGCGACAGGCGUCCCCGCCGUUCUGGGCGACGCGGCGAGGGGCGGCCUCGCGCAGGCGGGAGCUCGUGGGCUAAGCGCUGCAUCAGGCAUGGAGCAAGAUCCGUCCAAGGGUGAUUUCGGCGGCCAGGAUGAUGGUGACCAAGGUCUGGGCGUCGGCGGACGAGGUCGUGGCCGUGUUGGCAAUUUCAGGGGUGGCGGCCAAGGCCGUGGCCGUGUUGGCCAGGGUGGCGGCCGUGGCCGUGGCUGUGGCACCGGGCAUGGCAACGAGAAGGCAUCAAAGAGAAACGCUCCUGACACGGGUGAUUCAAUUGAAUGGACUGAUGCAAACACGACGAUCAUAUGUUCGUUGUUUGCCAAAUUGGUUAAGAAAGGGAAUAGACCGAACACUCAUUUGAACUCAGUAGGCUAUGAUGAGGUCAGCAAUGAAUUUUUCAACCUCACAGCAAUUCGUUUGACCAAGCGGCAAAUGAAGAACAAGUGGGAUAAGUUGAAGAUCGAUUUAACGACUUGGAAGAAAUUAAUGAGGAAGCAAACGGGUGCGGGAUGGGACGGAGCAAGAGGUGUGAUUGAUAUGGAUGAUGAGUGGUGGAAGAAGGCAAGGGCGGAUAUUCCAGGUUGCGGCAAGUUUCGAAAAAAACCGUUGCAAAAUGAGGAGGACUUGACAGUGAUGUUUGCUGACAUAACUAAUGAUGAAGGCGAUCAUUGGAAUCCUAUGAGCUCUAAUCCCAUCAUACCACCAACAAAAGAGGAUGUUGACAACGGAUAUGUGAAUGAGGUUCAUGAUGUCCCUGAUGAUUGUGACGAUGACGGAGUUGCUUGGGAUGAAACAGAUGAGGUCCAAGAGAUUACUCCUUCUCCUACUAUUUUGUUAGCAAACAAAAGAAUUCCACCAGCAAAGAAACAAAGAACUGGAACAACACAAGUUAUUCAGGAACAAGUAACCAAGAUUGCUGAGUCCGCUUCCUCUUUUACAUCUAAAAAAUUGGGUGAAGUAAUUGUGCAACAAGUCAUGAACCUUGUGUUGGAAUGUGGGGCAGGAUAUGAUACAGAUGUGCAUUAUAUCGCCACGGAGUUGUUUGUGAAGAAGGACCAAAGGGAAAUGUUCAUGACCCUGCCAACAAACGAGAUUAGAUUUAAUUGGCUUCGCAGAAAGUACAAUGUCAAGUAUGGCAAUUGA